CAGAUAACAGAGAUAGUACAUUACUGCUGGUCUAUGAACAAUAUGAUGAUGAUUUAUAGAAGCUUGGCGCAGUCGCAAAAACAUUUACAGCAACAAAAUCUUAUUUAAAAAUGUUAAAUACGCUGUACAGAAAGCCCAGGCAACAAUAAAGUAUUUAACGCACACACACUCAUACACACACACACACACACACACACACACACACAAAUAGGUUCUUGUAUUUCAAGGUUGCUGCUUCGGAUUCAUUUUUAGGGUGGAGUUCUUUCUUUGUGGCACGCACUCCCCACCCAUGGGUGCAGGUGUGCCUACCUUCCUUUUGGAAGUUUCAAACACGGAAGUUUCAGGACUGUCAUGACUCAAUUUACUACUGCACCUAUGGAGUGCUCAGUGGCUUGGCUUCCCUGUCGUGUUUUCCUCGAGGAAGCCAUGCAAAAGUGACCCGAACUACGCGACAAAAAUUAAAGUGGUCGAGGCAGGGAGCGAGAACAACUCUUCUGGACUUCAGGAACCAGGUUCCGACCCAAUGGCAUCCGCCGGACAGAUGCAUCCGACGGGCGGAGCGGGGCUCGUGGAGAGCCCGUCGCUCCACGGCAGCUCGGACAAUCUCAACUCCUCCGCUGUCAAUCGCAUGCUGAUGGAGUUCCUGAUAUACUUUGGCCGAGCCAUCCUCGUCUUCUACCCCGUGUAUCUGACAGGAUACCUGGGCCUCAGUAUCAGCUGGGUGCUGCUCUGUAUGAUGAUGGCCACCUGGUGGAAGAAGAACCGCCAGUGGAAAGACGCCCGGAUCGGAACCGCCAUCGACUUUGUGGAUAAUGAAGCUGUUGUGGUCAACAAGGAACUGGAGAAUACCUUACAAAUGGCAUCAUGGGUCCACUUUCCUGAUGUUGAAAAAGUUGACUGGCUUAAUAAGGUGUUGGAGCAGGCUUGGCCUUUCUUCGGGAUGUACAUGGAGAAACUCCUUAAAGAAAACAUCCAGCAAGCUGUCAGGCUCUCCAGCUCUGCGCUCAAAAUGUUCACUUUUACCAAGAUCCACUUUGGACACAUACCUCUCCGGAUCACUGGAAUGAAAGCAUACACACAUGAGGUGGAUCACAGGGAGGUGAUUCUGGACAUGGAUAUAUGUUAUGAAGGAGAUGUAGACAUCGAUGCUGAAGUGCAGCCACCAAUCACAGCUGGCGUUAAAGGACUUAAACUCAAGGGGAAUAUGAGGGUCAUUUUGGAGCCCCUUAUUGGUCAAGCACCACUGGUGGGAGGAGUCACCUUUUUUUUCAUCCGCCGCCCUACCCUUUCAAUCAACUGGACUGGCAUGACCAACCUUUUGGACAGCCCUGCCUUCAGCUCGCUGUCUGAGGACACCAUCAUGGACAUCAUUGCUUCACUCAUGGUGUUGCCCAACCGCAUGUGUGUGCCCCUCAUAGACCAGGUCAAAGUGGACCAGAUGAGGUUCCCGCUACCUCGAGGUGUGGUGAGGGUCCACUUGCUGGAAGCCAGAGACCUGCUGGCGAAGGACACAUACAUGAUGGGUAUAGUGAAAGGGAAAUCAGAUCCCUAUGCAACACUCAGAGUGGGCAACCGACAUUUCAAAAGCAAGACCAUCAAAGAGAAUCUGCACCCCAAAUGGAAUGAAGUGUAUGAGUUUGUCGUCCAUGAAGCUCCAGGGCAAGAGUUGGAGGUGGAGCUAUUUGAUGAGGAUGCAGAUAAUGACGAUCCACUUGGAACGUAUAAUCUUGAUUUUGGAGAAGUGAAGAAGGAGGUAGAGAUGGAUCAGUGGUUUCCUCUGCAAGGAGUCCAGAAUGGAGAGGUUCAUCUCAAGCUGCAGUGGUUUUCCCUGAAGACCGACUCCAGCCUGCUGAGGGAGUCUACAGACGGUCUUGCUUGUGCUAUGCUUGCAGUGUACCUGGACAAUGCCUCCAACCUACCAAAAGACCACAAGGAGAUCUCUGGGCAUCAAAAACACGGAAAGCAUUCAAAGGAAGCCCGGCUCACAAAGAGAAAUGGCGGCCCAAACUCCUAUGUGGAAUUUUCUGUUGAUGAGGAUGUGCAAAAAAGCAAGGUUGUGUUUGCAUCUAAAGACCCAAAGUGGGAGGAGGGCUUCACCUUCUUUGUGCGUAAUGUCAGAACACAGCAGCUCGUGGUUCAGGUCAAAGAGCACGAGAAGAAGGCUCAGCUCGGUAUUUUGAACUUGCCGCUGAGUCGCCUCCUCAGGUGCUCCGAUAUGAUGCUAGACCAGCGCGUGCCACUGGAGCACUCCGGAGCAAACAGCCAGAUCAAGCUGAAAGCAACUCUCAGGGUUCUUGCUGUUGAAAAGCCUCAACCAAAGAUUACGGUCAAUCCCUCUCCACAAGACAAACAGCUGAAAUCACAGACUAACCAACAAGCUAAUGCAGCUGUGUCCAAUCCCUACGCUGCUACAUCCUCCUCUCCAGCACUUUCCCCCAACACCGUCCCCACUGUCUCUGACCCCACCGCCCAGUCCUUAUCUCCAAACUGGGCUCCUGAAAACCAUAACAGCCCCGAUGAAACCACGUCAAACAUGCGUCGGUAUGACUCCCACAGCCUGCUGUCGGAAAACUCCAUGGCUUCAUCACGUUUUGACGUUUCAGAGGGCGCCUCGUAUCCAGAGGCAAUCAGGAAACAUCAGGGUUCAUUUGGGGAGAUCCAGCUGACUGUACGUUAUGCCACCCUGAGGAACAAACUCAUUGUCCUGGUUAACUCCUGCAGGAACUUAUUUCGCUUCAGUGAGAACGGCACAGACUCUUAUGUCCGCCUGUAUUUUCUCCCUGACCAAUCCUGGAUUCACCGCAAGAGGACACAUGUCAAGAAGAGGACAGUCAAUCCUGUCUUCAAUCACAAGUUUGAAUUUGAUGUGCCACUUGAAGAAGCAAAAACGAGGAAGCUGGAUGUGUCCGUGAAAAAUGGCAAAAUGUUCCACACACGAGACAGAAAGGACAUCGGCAUGGUGAUGAUAGAUCUUUCACAGCUGGAUUUAGUCAAAGGCAUCACAGAAUGGUAUGAGCUCACACUGCCAGGGCUGAAGAAAUACAGCUAGUGGGUAAAGCUGUAAAACUUCCAUUUUCCCUGCAGCUCCUCAGCUUCUGCGAGGCCAAAUGCAGGCCUGAUAACUGCUGAGAGAGCUGCAUACUGCUUUGUCUUCCUUAUCAUCGCGGACCAGAGUUGGGUUUUUCCAAAAGCAGCACUAAACUCAUCUUAGAUAGUGGACAUGUUUGGUACUGUAUGUCAAAGGCUGUGCGCUCACAGGCACAUACAGUAAUAUUCCAAACUACAUUCCUACUUUGGGUCUCACUUGGAAUUAAGUAUUUCAGUACAUCUUGUCCCACUUAUAGAUAUCGCCUAUGGUAUAACAAAAAUACACUGUGUUAAAUUAUCUUGAAGAGCAGAAAUGUAGCUGCAAAUAAAACUUUUAGACAUGCAGAUAAUGAUAACAAAAGCAGUGUAUUAUCUUAUGAUCCACUUUAUUGUAACUUAUAACCAAACAAUCCUUAUUUAUAAUGUACUGCUAAACAUUUACAUUCCAAAUUGUAAUUCAUCAGAACAUUUUUGUGUCAAGAAACAAGGUCACUUCUUUAAUGUGUAUAUUUUUUGUGAGAGGUUUGGUUUUUGAGUGGAUGUGUGAGACAUUUAUCCUUUGUGUUUUUGUGUAAAUAUUUGUAUUGAUAGUUUUUAUGUAAUAUUUUACAGUUGGGGAAAUAAACACAAAACAAGUGUGUACAAUCCAGGAGAGUCAUUUCAUAUAUGCCUUAAUAAACAUACAUAUUCACAGUUGGAAGAACCCAAAUACUACUAAGGGUUUAGUGUGGGCAACUGGGAAGUUCUCCUGAAGCAGUCGGUUCAUUACAUGGGAAAUGGCGCCCAAGCAAGACACAUGAGAAAUAUAGUUCUUUGCUCAAGGGAACCUUGACUAUAGUCACUGUGGCAGUGAGUACAUCUUUUAAACCUAACCCUCUUAGAUUUACGUUAUCUUUAAUAUCUUUAAUUUCAAUAUUUAAAAUACUCAGACAUAGCUUUAAUGAGUGGAUUACAUCAGUUUCCUGUUUUUUUUUAUAACACAAUAAACAAGCUUGUUUUUUCCCUGUUAACUCAGGAAGACAUGGAAAAAAUCCUCUUACAUAAGGUACAGCCAUAAUCACUAUACAUUGUUGUAGGCCUAUAUCUAGACUGCCAUUUAUGAUAGCCAUCGAUGCCUACUGUAUACAUUCAUUCAUUCAUCUUCUAACCGCCUCUUGAGGGUCGCGGGGGGGCUGGAGCCUAUCCCAGCUGACAUCGGGCGAGAGGCAGGGUACACCCUGGACAGGUCGCCAGACUAUCGCAGGGCUGACACAUAGAGACAAACAACCAUUCACACUCACAUUCACACCUACGGACAAUUUAGAGUUAACAAUUAACCUAGUCCCCAAUCUGCAUGUCUUUGGACUGUGGGAGGAAGCCGGAGUGCCCGGAGAGAACCCACGCUGACACGGGGAGAACAUGCAAACUCCGCACAGAAGGGCUCCCACACCCGGGAUCGAACCGGCAACCCUCUUGCUGUGAGGCGACAGUGCUAACCACCACACCACCGUGCCGCCCUACUGUAUACAUCUAUGCCAAAAAUUUUGUUGACUGCUUAUUGUAAAAAGUUUUGCCUUGACUAAGAUUAAGCUGUUUAUCUGUCUGUUUAAAUUAUUCAGUAGUCGAAGAAUUUAUGAAAAGCUUCCGGUUUUUGGUGUUUUUGAAUUGUCAGGUAACAUCUCCAUGUCAAAAAAUA
Molecule: messenger RNA, 4762 nt
Organism: Epinephelus moara (kelp grouper)
Lineage: Eukaryota; Metazoa; Chordata; Actinopteri; Perciformes; Serranidae
Gene: esyt3
Product: extended synaptotagmin-like protein 3
Exons: 23
Coding region: 524-3049 (841 amino acids)
Biological process (GO): lipid transport
Molecular function (GO): lipid binding
Source: RefSeq, a predicted model, not a curated record